This is a messenger RNA of Paramisgurnus dabryanus, 3586 nucleotides long. RefSeq names its product RAB3 GTPase activating protein subunit 1 (gene rab3gap1). NCBI's taxonomy places the organism in Eukaryota, Metazoa, Chordata, Actinopteri, Cypriniformes, Cobitidae. Gene Ontology annotation, biological process: positive regulation of GTPase activity. The record is from RefSeq and is a predicted model, not a curated record. Gene Ontology annotation, molecular function: GTPase activator activity.
GGAACCUUGGGAAAUGUAUUUUCAGUCGACGUUUCAAGUGACGUGAGAGAGAAAUAAACACAGCGCAAAGAUGGCGGCUGACAGUGAUCCCGAGUGUGAAGUGUUUGAGAUUACAGAUUUCACUACAGCAUCUGAAUGGGAAAGAUUUAUAUCCAGAGUUGAAGAAGUGCUGAAUGACUGGAAACUGAUCGGUAGUCGUGUUGGAAAACAUCCUGAGAAGGGUGAAUAUACCAGCGGCACCUGGGAGGAAACGUCUCAAGAGAUCAACUUUGCUGAUUUUAAGUUCUCCAUCGCACAUCACUAUCUUAAACAAGAGUCAGCAGAGAAUGACUGCAGGAUUGAACCAGAAGAAGACGCGAGUCCGCUGGGUAUGCAGGAUCUGAUGUCCAUGAACAAUGACUUUCCUCCACGAGCACACUGUCUGGUCAGAUGGUAUGGUUUGCGUGAGUUUGUGGUGAUUUCUCCAGGGGCGAACUGUGAGGCCAUUAUUAGCGAGUCCAAAUGUAACCUGCUGUUGAGCUCAGUGUCCAUCGCUCUGGCCAACACAGGCUGUCAGGUGCCUCUGUUUGUACAGAUCCAGCAGAAAUGGAGAAGAUUGUACUCGGGUGAAUGCCAGGGACCCGGUGCCCGAACUGACUUUGAGAUGGUGCAUCUUCGUAAAGUCCCAAGCCAGUACAACCACUUGUCCGGCCUUCUGGACAUCUUCAAAAACAAAAUUGGCUGCACGCUGACGCCGAUGCCGCCCAUCAGCAUCGCCAUCCGCUUCACGUACGUCCUGCAGGACUGGCAGCAGUGCUCGUGGCCUCAGCAACCUCCAGACUUUGACGCUCUUCUCGCCGGGGAGGUGGGCGGAGUGGAGUUCGGCAAACUUCCUUUUGGUGCCUGUGAAGAUCCGAUCAGUGAGUUGCAUCUUUCAACAACAUGGCCCAACCUGACUGAGGGAAUUGUUGUGGAUAAUGACGUUUAUUCCGACCUGGAUCCGCUUCAAGCUCCUCAUUGGUCUGUUAGAGUGCGGAAAGCAGAGAAUCCUCAAUGUUUGCUGGGGGAUUUCCUCAUGGAGUUCUUUAAACUGUGCUGUCGAAAGGAAACCACGGAAGAGAUUCUGGGAAAGAACUCGGUCGAGGAGGACGGGAAAGAGAACAGUGACAUCACGCAAGCAUUGUCUAAACUGACUGAGCCAACGGCCGUGCCCAUUCACAAACUGUCUGUGUCCAACAUGGUACACAGCGCACGCAAGCGAAUACGCCGACACCGGCGAAUCGAGGAGUCGCCUCUGAGCAACGACGUGUUGAAUUCAAUCCUGCUGUAUCUCUUCCCAGAUGCAGCCCUUGAUAAACUUGAUUCUGGUGAUGUCAAAUUCACACAGCACAGUCCUGGCAGAAACACUCAGAAAGACAAAGACUCUGAAGAUUAUGCUUUCUGUAAUCAGCUGAAAUCGGCUCCUUCAGACAGCCUGACGUAUCGUCUGGCCUUGUGCAUGUGUUUGGUCAACAUCUAUCACGGGGGAGUGCGAGCGGUCGCUCACCUGUGGCAGGAGUUUGUGUUGGAGAUGAGAUACCGCUGGGAAAACAACUGUCUCAUCUAUGGACUGGCGGGUGGUGCUCCUGAUCUCAGGUGUUGUCUUCUUCAUCAGAAACUUCAGAUGCUGAACUGCUGCAUCGAACGCAAGAAAGCAAGAGAUGAUGGGAAGAAGACCGAAGGGGCCACAGAAAGGAAGCGAGCGGGGCCUGAGGUCGUCGGGCCGCCGGUCGGAUCUGUGGAAGUUUCACCCGGAAAGUCAUGGGACUCGUGGAGCGACAGCGAGGAUGAGUUCUUUGAGUGCCUGAGCGACACGGACGAGAUGAAAGAGGAGACUGAGAAAACCCCCAAUAAGAGUAAAGCAGAGGGACGUUUACAGCCACACGGAAAACUGACGCUGAUGAACUCACACGAGCCUCUUUACAUCCCCAUCACACAGGAGCCUGCACCAAUGACUGAAGACCUGCUGGAGGAGCAGUCAGAGGUCCUGGCCAAACUGGGUACAUCAGCUGAAGGGGCUCAGCUCCGGGCUCGCAUGCAGAGCGCCUGUCUGCUCUCAGACAUGGAGUCCUUUAAGGCAGCGAACCCAUGCUGCUCUCUGCAAGAUUUUGUGCGCUGGUAUUCCCCAAGAGAUUACGUGGAAGAGGAAGUGACCGAUGAGGCAGGCCGGACGAUCGUUCGGGGCGACCUGAGCGCCCGCAUGAAGAUCCCGGGUAACAUGUGGGAGGAGGCGUGGGAAACGGCGAAGGCCACGCCGGCACGACGACAGAAGAGGCUGUUUGACGACACCAAAGAGGCUGAAAAGGUGCUACACUAUCUUGUGGUGCAGAAACCGGCUGAUCUGAUGAGACAUCUGCUGCCCUGUGUCCUACAUGCUUCUUUUCUUAAAAUAAAGGAUGAAGAGUCGACCGAGGACAUCCCGUCUGUGCGUAAAACCAUCCAGCAGGUGACGGCGCAAGCCAGCAAACUUCUGCACCAGCCGAGUCCUGACAUCAAGAAACUGGAGGAUGUUAUUAAUCAGAUGAUGUCGCUGGAGGCCGUCAUCGCUCGUGCUCGCUCACUCAAGGCAAAGUUUGGCGUCGCCGGCCCAGAGAAAGACGACUGUGAGGAACUGGAGAGGUUUGUGAGCUGUCUGUUAGAGGAACCAGAGGUGUCUGUUAUUGGUGCAGGUCGAGGUCCCGCUGGCAAUAUCAUCCAUAAGCUUUUCGUCGGCUCUCAGCGGUUGGCUGACUGCAGUGAUGAGGCCGCCCUGUUGUCUCCAAUGGAAGAGGAAACUGCUGGAGUUACAGAUGACAAAAAAGCCGUUGUGGAUUUUCCAGCCCCUGCCGGACGGGAAAUUCUGCUCCGCACCUGCGUGCCGCGGCCCGCCCCGUAUUCCAAAGCCCUGCCGCAGCGGCUCUUCUGCGUGCUCACGCGGGAGGAGUUUCGGCUCGCCGGGGCCUUUUCCUCCGACACCUCUUUUUUCUAAACUCAUUUGAUCGUCUGUUGUUGCUGAACGCUUUUAACUUGGUUAGUUAAUUUAGUGACGUGGGACACGAGUUAAAAUAAGAAGUAAACUUUUCCAGAGUGGUGAUGCAGACGCUUCUGGUAUUGUUUGCAGAGGGUGAGGGUUGUCAUCACCUCUGGUUAGAUGUUAAAAUGGUUUAUUUGUGGUAUCACACAUGCUUACAAUAAUAAUAAUAAUAACUUCCCCACUGUGUGCUUGAUGGGAUAUUCUGAGCAGGACUUUUACAAUUCAUUUACAAAGCUUUGCCUUAGGAAAACAACACACCAGCCCGUGUGUUUAAUGACAGUAUAAGUAUAACAACACCCACAGACACACAUAUUAUCAUUCAUUCAUUUAUCCAUUAAAUAAAAAGAAAAACCACUGAAGAAGUGAGUGACAUCCGUUCAGUGUCAGUCUAUCAUUCAGAAAUGUCAUCACGUGAGCUUUAUGGGCCAGAUAUCCAGACAUGUCUGUCCACCUGUGAUGAGAUUCUGAUGAUUUUGUCAGCGAUCGACAACAAACUUUGUGUAAUGUCACGGGAAUGAAAACAAUAAACUCUCUGAGCAUAAACUUGUCUCAUGU